Raphanus sativus (radish) is the source of this 1739-nucleotide messenger RNA. RefSeq lists its product as uncharacterized. Lineage: Eukaryota; Viridiplantae; Streptophyta; Magnoliopsida; Brassicales; Brassicaceae. The record is from RefSeq and is a predicted model, not a curated record. The coding region runs from base 195 to 1622 and encodes 475 amino acids. The transcript has 5 exons.
UUUUACAGGAGGAUAGGAGCCCGUUAUCGUUCCCACGAUAAAUAGAUAACACUCUCGAAUCGUUCCUCGUGGGUCACUUUAUUAAACUAAUAACUAGGAUCGAAGAGAGAAAAACUUCACUAAUCUUUCCGACACAUCGGAGAGACAGAUCAACGAACGUUUUGAAUACGCGGGAAAAUCAUCGGGAGAAGACAAUGGAUCGUUGUCUUAUCUCGACCUUACUUCUUCUGGUGGCGUUAACCAUAUCACCGAGGAGCCACGGGUUUCUCAAGACCGAGAAUCAGAAGAUAAAGUCUGCAACUUUCUUAUCACCGAAGCUAGUGAUGCAUCCAGGAUCAGUCGCCAAUCCUUUCCUCUUCGACGUCGAUUUCCCCAGAGGUCACAUAGGCAUCAAAUCCUUCGACGCCGAAGUCGUCGACCAAGACGGCAACCCCGUCCCUCUCCACGAAACCUAUCUCCACCACUGGGUCGUCCAGCCUUACUACGUUCGCAAAGGUUUCAACCUCUCUCACCGAGACAUGCCUAGGAACCACGGGUUCUCCAGGCAUCUCGCUGGUUCUGGUUCGAGUCUCCCCGAUUACAUCCUCGUUAAGAACGGAGGGCUGUGCAGGAACACGGUCAGGCAUUUCUUCGGGUUAGGAUCAGAGACACGCAAGACCUCGACGCGUGUCCCUGAUCCUUACGCGAUCGAGAUCGAUAAUCCGGAGGAAAGACCUGAUGGUUACGAGUUCAAAUGGCUUCUCAACAUCCACGCGAUUGACACGAGGGGUGUUGUGGAUAGAUCGGGAUGCACGGAGUGUCGUUGUGAUCUGUAUAAUGUAACAAUCGACGAGUAUGGUCGAGCUAUAAAACCGGAUUACAAAGGUGGUUUGUACUGCUGCUACGAUAAGACUCAGUGUCUUGUGAGAAACGGGUUUGAUAAUGUGGAGGAGAAGACGAGAACUCUGUAUCUUAAGUAUACCGUGAGAUGGGUUGAUUGGGACAGCUCGGUGGUGGUGCCCGCUAAGGUUUAUAUCCUCGAUGUUACCGAUUCUUGGGAACGUUCGGAAGGUUCAACAGGAGAUAGCCAAGAACAUUUUUGCCAUGUGGAAUAUGAGGUGAAGCCGUGCAAAAAAACCAAUGGCGAUGGAUGCGUUGACGUUAAAAAGAAGAGCUUAAUGAUGCCGUUUAACGGGUAUAUUGUCUACGGAGCAGCUCACCAGCACGCGGGUGGUAUCGGUGCUGCUCUAUACCGAGAGGACGGUGAGGGGAUUUGCACUUCGAUGCCAAAGUAUGGCAAUGGAGAUGAGCCUGGAAACGAAGCUGGUUAUAUUGUUGGAAUGUCUUCUUGUUAUCCUGAAGCACCGGUGAAAGUGAGUUCUGGAGAGACACUGACUUUGGAGUUCAAUUACAGUAGUGCCGUUGGUCAUACCGGGGUUAUGGGACUCUUUUACAUGCUGGUUGCUCAGCAGCUGCCUGAACCGGAGAGCUCCUUGCCUGCACUUUUCCAGGCACAUGCGAAAAGCGUGAGCUUUUUAACCUUUCUGGCAGUGACGGUGGUGGUGGCGGUUGUGGUUCUAAUAGCCGCCGUGGUAUACCGGAGACAGAACAGGGAAGAUGGUUACCAAUCACUUAGCACCUAAAGAGUAAAACUAUGUUGACCACAACAGUGGAUUUUUAUAGUGUUCUGUUUUUUUUUCUUCUUCUUGUAUACAAAAGAAUCAAAAUAAAAAAAUCAGGGCCGUCUUUUACACCUGCAA